ACUCCACUCGCGGCAGUAAGACGAACAGCAAGAUGGCGGUGGCCGUGCGAAGUUUGCAGGACCAGCUGGAAAAAGCUAAGGAAAGCUUAAAAAGCGUUGACGAAAAUAUUAAAAAACUAACCGGUAGAGAUCCGAGUGAAUUAAGACCGGGUCAAAACAGGAGACUCACCAUCCCUGGCCCAGGUGGAGGUAGAGGGCGUGGAAUCAACUUGCUGAGGCGUGGACUCUCAGACAGUGGUGUAGGACCCCCAGCCAAACAGAGGGACAUCGAAGGGGCACUCUUGAGGCUGGCAGGGGUUCAGCGAGCCAGGAGAGAUUCACGCCAUGACAGCGACGCUGAGGAUGAUGACGAUGUCAAAAAACCAGCGUUGCAGUCAUCUGUUGUUGCUACCUCCAAAGAACGUACGCGCCGAGAUCUUAUUCAAGAUCAGACCAUGGAUGAGAGAGGAAAGCAAAGAAAUCGGCGCAUGUUUGGCCUGUUGAUGGGAACUUUGCAGAAGUUUAAGCAGGAGUCUACUGUGUCUACGGAGAAGUUAAAAAGACGUCAAGAAAUUGAGCAGAAAUUGGAAGUGCAGGCAGAACAGGAGCGUAAAAAAGUUGAAAGUGAAAGGAGAGAGCUUUUUGAAGAAAGACGUGCCAAACAAACGGAGCUGCGACUUUUGGAGCACAAAGUGGAGCUCGCUCAACUGCAAGAGGAGUGGAAUGCACAUAAUACUAAGCUCAUCAAUUUCAUUCGCACAAAGACCAAGCCCCCUGUCUUUUACCUGCCCGGUCGAAUGUGCGCAGCCACUCAAAAGCUCCUGGAAGAUUCUCAGAAAAAAUUAAAUGGCAUGUUUUAUGAGAGGCGUAAAGCCUUUGCAGAGCAACUCAACAAAAUGGAGGCUCGGCCAAGGCGUCACGCCCAGCGUACAGGUGACAAGGAAAUGGAGGAUAGCCAUCGGGCUGAAGAGACGAAGAAAGAAGAUCAAGAGGAGGGUAAGGCUGGAGUAGGGCUGACAGGUAACAGACAUGAUGUGGAGAUGGAGGAUGAAGAGGAAGAUUUAGUCGAGGAGGAAGGUGAGGAAAGCUCAGAGAUUAGGGAGAGGGAGGGAGAUCAGGAGCAGGUGGAUGAGAAGGAUAAACAAGAGGAGAGUGAGAGGAAGGCAGAGGAGGAUGAUGAGGAAGAGGAUGAAAAUGUGGGAGUAGUCGAGGUUAAGGAAGAUGAGGAGGAACAGAUGGAGGUCACGGAAGUUCAGAGGGAGGAAGAGGGACAGGUUAAGUUGCAGGUUGAGUGUCCAGAGGCCACAGUUGAAGAGGUAGGUAGUGAGAAAAGAGAGGAAGAACAGGAGAUGGAGAAGGAGUCUCAGGAGGACAUCAUAACAGACUCUCUGCAAACCCUGGAAAGCCACAUGGAAACUGAGGUCGCAGAGUGUAAAGAACCAGUACUGGAAGCCCCAGCACUUAUUGCAGAGGAAAAUGUCACUAAAGAGGAUGACCAUGCUCCAGAGUCCCAACCAUCACAGCCUGAACCUGAUCCAGCAGUCUCAUCUCAAGAGCUGAGCCAAGAACCAACAGUCCAGCCACAAGAAACCAAAGCAGAUACAAAAGGGGCUGCUGAGGAGGUAGUUGACUCUCGCAGUCGGACCAAAGUCAGAGCCAAGAGAAGCAAGAGUCGAAGUAGCAGUAGCUCCUCUUCCAGUUCCUCUUCAAGUUCCUCAAGUGGAUCUAGCUCUUCCUCUAGUGGCUCCAGCAGCCAGAGCAGUUCAUCUGGCUCCUCGUCGUCAUCCAGUUCACGCUCUCGCACCCGAGGCAGGGAUAGAGACACCCGAGACCGCAAACGCCACAGGAGACUAUCUGACCGGGAACGUAAGAAAAGUGGAAGCGAGAGGGGGCACAAGUCCUCCAAAGGCAGUGGGCGUGAGAGUAAAGGCUCCAAAGACAAGGGUUCCAAACCCGACAGGAAGAGGACGAGCUCGGAAGGAAGCAGGUCAGGGAGAAGGUCCUCAAGAAAUGACAGGGAUCGCAAAUCCGAAAGAAAGGAUCGACGUUGAAAAACAAGAAUGCUGUCAAUCUUGUUUAGUUGUCUCUUCUUCAGAGACCAUGUUUGUCAGAACUGUGUGGUUACCAUAGGUUUUUGAAGCGUUUCCAUUUAUUAUAAUUUUUUUUUUAAUUAUAGUCUUCAUCUUCCAGUCUUUUUUCCCUAUUUUUUUCUGGCAGCUGGUUACUUGGACUACAGUGUAUCGUGGAAUUUUAAAAAGUGUAUAAACUCCGUUUUAUGAAACCUCACUAUAAAUAUAAUGGUUUCAUGUAAGACAUCAACACUAUUCCAAUGGAGUAAUAGAACUGUUCCUGAAAUGUGAUUCUCAUGUUGAUCAUUAAACUUUGACUGUGAUGUUGAACGUUUGGACUGUCCCUGUCUUAUAGUAAUUUAGUCACCUACAUUUUCAAGUAUGUGAUGCCAUACUAAUGCGACUAACAUUCUGUAAAUUUCAAGCAUCUCUUUGGACCGUACCUUACAGUGGUGGGAGUUUUUUUUUUUUUGGGGGGGGGUGGAACAAAUUGUCUGCUGUUUUUUGUAUAAAUAACUUGUUAACAUGAGAGAAAAA
Molecule: messenger RNA, 2585 nt
Organism: Xyrauchen texanus (razorback sucker)
Lineage: Eukaryota; Metazoa; Chordata; Actinopteri; Cypriniformes; Catostomidae
Product: pinin-like
Exons: 9
Coding region: 33-2030 (665 amino acids)
Cellular component (GO): catalytic step 2 spliceosome
Source: RefSeq, a predicted model, not a curated record